Messenger RNA from Hevea brasiliensis (rubber tree), 1026 nucleotides. Its product is annotated as disease resistance protein RGA2-like. The coding region runs from base 1 to 1026 and encodes 341 amino acids. The transcript has 2 exons. Lineage: Eukaryota; Viridiplantae; Streptophyta; Magnoliopsida; Malpighiales; Euphorbiaceae. The record is from RefSeq and is a predicted model, not a curated record. Gene Ontology annotation, molecular function: ADP binding. Gene Ontology annotation, biological process: defense response to other organism.
AUGGCCGAAGAAAUUGCCUUCAAUAUCACAGAACAAGUAAUAGCAAAGGUGGGGUCAGUUGCUUUCCAAGAUAUUGAAUUGAUAAGUGGUGCCAAAGAUGAUCUGAAGGGGCUUGAAAAUUCUCUAACCACUAUCAAAGCUGUACUUAUAGAUGCUGAGGAGAAGCGAGAGAAGAGCCUUGCAGUAAAGAGUUGGCUACGGAGGCUUCAAGACAUUGUGUAUGAGGCAGAAGAGUUGGUAGAUACGGUUGAAACUAAAGAUUUGCAGAAGAUGGUGCAAGCCCAAAGCCGGGGAAACUUUGCAACACAGAAAGAAAUGAUAAUAGAUGUGAGGCAUAAAAGUCGUGGAAGGGAGACAUCCUCUGUAGUGAAAUCUCAUAUGAAUAAGGAAAAUAUCAUUAAGUUAUUGUUGAUUCUAACUAGUCAAGGAAAUGUUUCUGUGAACGCAAUUGUUGUUAUUGGAGGCUUAGGAAAGACUGCACUUGCUCAGUUGGUGUAUAAUGAUGAAAAUGUUCAAAAUUACUUUGAGAAGAAGAUGUGGGUAUGUGUUUCUGAGGAAUUUGAUGUGAAAUUGCUAGUUAAGAAGAUCCUUGAAUGUGCAACUAAUGAUGCAGUGCCUAAUUUAGAACUAGAAAAAAUGCAUAAUAGUCUUAAAAGGAAUUUAGAAGGGAAGAGGUGUUUGCUGGUCCUAGAUGAUGUAUGGAAUGAAGUUAAGGAAAAAUGGGAUAGUUUGAAAGAUUACUUGUUAGUGCGUGACCCAGGAAGUACAGUUUUAGUCACCACUCGUAGCCCAAGAGUUGCAUCAGCCAUGGGCGUGGAUAUCCCAUAUGUUUUGCAGGGUCUAACAGAAAAUGAAGCUUGGGAUUUAUUUAAAAAACUAUCAUUUGGAGAGGGGCAUGGUGUAGCGAAUCCUAACCUAAUAAAAACUGGAAAAGAGAUGGUAAAGAAAUGUAAAGGAGCUCCACUUGCAAAAAGGAGUUCCACUUGCAAAAAGGAGUUUAGGAAGCCUCAUGCAUUUGAAAACUAA